AUGUCUUGCCUUGAGAGUAUUCUAUGUGGUCUAACGGGCGGCCCCAAACCCUUCCCAAAAUUCCCACUGCAAACAGGUGCAAUGAUACCAGCUGUAGGUUUCGGCACUGGCUCGACGUGGGCCAAGCCAGAGCGCGGCAGAGUCAACCCAGAACUCAUCCAUAUGAUAAAGACUGCGAUUUUGUCUGGCUUCACCCAUAUCGACACAUCCAGGUCUUACUUUACUGAGGAGGAGGUUGGAAUGGCAAUCAAAGAGAGUGGAGUUCCAAGGAACAAGCUUUUUCUGACAACCAAGCUACCUUGUCCGAUUGAGGACCCUGAAGAGUACAUCAAAGACAGUCUUCGCAGGCUGAAGACGCCCUACGUUGAUCUCUUCAGCUUCAUCAACGCCAGAACUGACAUAUCUCUCAGGGCUUUAAUCGAGUCUCCCUACUUCACGGAUGAUUUCUCCCACCUACAGACAGCAUGGCGAUAUAUGGAGUUCAUAUUUAACUCUGGCCGGGCCAAGGCUAUUGGUGUGUCCAACUUUCUACGUCAGCAUGUCGAGGCAAUUCUCGACAUUGCCAAAGUCCCCCCUACCGUGAACCAGAUCGAGUUCCACCCAUACCUACAACGGUCUGAUGACUAUGUUAAGUGGAUGCAGAGCAGAGGAAUCACGGUGUGCGCCCACCAUCCCCUUGCGCCCAUCACUGCGGGUGCAGGUGGCCCUCUGGAUCCUGUACUGGACAAGAUAUCCAAGGCCCACAGCGUUUCUGUCACUGCAGUUUUACUGAAGUGGCAAAUUGAACUGGAAAUCGUCGCAAUUACAACCACAGAGACCGAGGAACGGCUCAAAGAGUACUUGCAGGCUGCCCAGUUCGAGCUGACGGACGCAGAAGUUCAGGAGAUCUCUUCUGUUGGAAAGACGGCCCAUCUUCGCACCUGGGAUCUGGGACGUUUCUCGAUGGAUGAUCGCACCUGA
Messenger RNA from Cryphonectria parasitica EP155, 960 nucleotides. RefSeq lists its product as uncharacterized. The record is from RefSeq and is a predicted model, not a curated record. Lineage: Eukaryota; Fungi; Ascomycota; Sordariomycetes; Diaporthales; Cryphonectriaceae. The coding region runs from base 1 to 960 and encodes 319 amino acids. Gene Ontology annotation, molecular function: oxidoreductase activity, acting on NAD(P)H as acceptor. The transcript is spliced from 3 exons.